This is a messenger RNA of Frieseomelitta varia, 1808 nucleotides long. It is a transcript of the gene nAChRbeta2, whose product is annotated as acetylcholine receptor subunit beta-like 2. The transcript is spliced from 13 exons. NCBI's taxonomy places the organism in Eukaryota, Metazoa, Arthropoda, Insecta, Hymenoptera, Apidae. Gene Ontology annotation, molecular function: acetylcholine-gated monoatomic cation-selective channel activity; transmembrane signaling receptor activity. The record is from RefSeq and is a predicted model, not a curated record. Gene Ontology annotation, biological process: regulation of membrane potential; monoatomic ion transmembrane transport; nervous system process. The coding region runs from base 195 to 1793 and encodes 532 amino acids. Gene Ontology annotation, cellular component: synapse; postsynaptic membrane; neuron projection.
AAAUACAUCGAAGUGCAACCUGGAGCAAGUGUCAUGGCGCUAACUUCGGAUAUCGAUUUUGGUCCAGUAGGAUGCAGAACGCUCGUAUUCUACUGAUAACGUUUCCUACUUGUCGCCACAGGUGAAGUUAUUUUUACUGGGAGUGGUCACUGCCAUCUCGACCCUAUUCAAAUUUGUAAAUAGUUACGCUUAAAAUGCGGAUAUUGACGUUUGGUGUUCUUUUUAAUACUUUUCAUAUUAUAUACGGUGCUGCUGGGUUAAAAAUUUACGAGGCAAACCCUGAUACAAAGAGACUUUACGAUGACUUAUUGUCGAAUUAUAAUAGACUUAUACGCCCUGUCAUUAACAAUACCGAAACCUUAACAGUUUGGCUUGGUUUAAAGCUCUCGCAACUAAUCGAAAUGAAUUUGAAAAAUCAAGUGAUGACUACCAACGUCUGGGUAGAACAGAAAUGGAUUGACUACAAACUACGAUGGAAUCCAGAAGAAUACGGUGGCGUGGAAAUGUUAUACGUGCCUUCCGAAAAUAUUUGGCUACCAGAUAUUGUCCUAUACAAUAACGCUGACGGCAAUUACGAAGUAACGCUUAUGACAAAGGCUACGUUAAAGUAUAACGGUGAGGUAUUUUGGAAACCGCCCGCAAUUUACAAAUCAUCCUGUGAGAUUAAUGUGGAAUACUUCCCAUUCGACGAACAGUCAUGUAUUAUGAAAUUUGGUUCUUGGACGUAUAACGGCGCUCAGGUGGAUCUAAAACAUAUGAAACAAGAACCUGGUAGUAAUUUGGUUGCAAUGGGGAUAGAUCUGAGCGACUUUUACUUGUCAGUUGAAUGGGACAUUUUGGAAGUACCAGCAUCCAGAAACGAAGAAUACUAUCCAUGUUGCACAGAACCAUAUUCUGAUAUUACAUUUAAUAUUACAAUGCGAAGGAAGACGUUAUUCUAUACAGUCAACUUAAUAAUUCCUUGCGUGGGUAUUACGUUCCUUACAGUACUUGUUUUUUAUCUACCAAGUGAUUCGGGAGAAAAAGUAUCGUUAUGUUCUUCCAUUCUUCUCUCGUUAACAGUGUUCUUUUUACUAUUAGCCGAAAUUAUUCCACCGACAUCACUAGCUAUACCACUUUUAGGAAAAUAUUUACUAUUUACCAUGAUUUUAGUCACUUUAUCGAUAUGGAUUACUGUAUGUGUUUUAAAUGUUCAUUUUCGAUCUCCAUCUACGCACAAUAUGUCACCAUGGGUUAGACAAGUAUUUUUAAAUUGGAUGCCGCGAAUUUUAAUGAUGCGUCGGACACCGUAUUCAACGCCGGAAUACGAUGACACGUAUAUGGAUAGCGGAUAUACCAAUGAAAUAGAUUUUAGCGUUAGUGAUUACCCACUGGAAUUGAAAGGAAGUCCAGAUGGAUUUGAAAGUGUCACCUCGCAGUAUAAAAACAUACGAGAAGAUGAUGCACGCCAUAUACCACAUGCAUCAGUCACUGAUAGCGAAAAUACGAUGCCGAGACACUUAUCUCCUGAUGUCAUAUCAGCUCUAAAAGGUGUGCGUUUUAUUGCUCAACAUAUAAAAAAUGCAGACAAAGAUAAUGAAGUUAUAGAAGAUUGGAAAUUCGUAGCUAUGGUUUUAGAUAGACUUUUUCUUUGGGUUUUUACAUUGGCAUGUAUUGGUGGAACACUUGGCAUAAUAUUUCAAGCACCAAGUUUAUAUGAUACAAGAGAACCUGUGGACCAACAACUUUCUGGAAUAUCAUUUCGCAAUUAUAUGUAUCCAAAUGUAAAUGCGAUUUUACAAGAUGAAGAAUAAAUUCUAAUAUUCGUG